AUGCUACUACAACUAAAUGAGUUGGAUGAGUUUAGACUGGAAGCCUAUGAAAAUGCUAAGAUAUAUAAGGAAAAAGCUAAGAUGUGGCAUGACAAAAGGAUCUCAAAGAAAGAGUUCAAACCAGGACAGCAAGUACUCUUGUAUAACUCCAGGCUCAAAGUUUUCCCUGGCAAACUCAAGUCCAAAUGGACUGGCUCCUACUUGGUGACAAAGCUUCUCCCUUAUGGAAGCCUUGAACUCCUAGAUGAAGCAACAAAGAACAAUUUCACAGCAAACGGUCACAGGGCAAAGCAUUAUUUGGGAGGCCCUUGGGACAAAGAGAAGGAGAUUCAGAAAUUAAGUUGA
Messenger RNA from Arachis duranensis, 345 nucleotides. RefSeq lists its product as uncharacterized. The record is from RefSeq and is a predicted model, not a curated record. The transcript has a single exon. NCBI's taxonomy places the organism in Eukaryota, Viridiplantae, Streptophyta, Magnoliopsida, Fabales, Fabaceae. Bases 1 to 345 code for a protein of 114 amino acids.